Molecule: messenger RNA, 1239 nt
Organism: Epithele typhae
Lineage: Eukaryota; Fungi; Basidiomycota; Agaricomycetes; Polyporales; Epitheliaceae
Exons: 2
Source: RefSeq, a predicted model, not a curated record
ACAGCCAUUGGUGACAUUCCAUCAGAGCUUCAACUCAAGAUAUUCUCCGAGGUUUCUCCAAAGCCAUGGCACGAAAUGGAUCCCUCCGUCGCUCAGUCUGGCGACAGCCCAUGGAUGCGCGCCUUUCGGGCGAAACUUUCGCUGCCUCUCAUCUGCAGAUCCACAUGGUGGGCCGCGUCGAAGGUGCUCUACGAGGAUGUUGUUAUCCGACGUAUGGGCCAGAUAUCCUCUCUUGCAAGGACUAUGUCUUCCGAAGCACCACCAAGCUCAGACCUGCGCUUCAUGAUCAACAGCCUCCGCAUGGACACGUGCAUCGUCUGGCACGCGGCCGUCGAUGAAUGCCGAGCCGCGCUCGCCACUAUCCUCUCUCGAUGUCCCAAUCUUACCUCGAUCACGUACCGCUCGCAUCUAGCCUUUGCCUUUGCCGACACAUUUCAGGACUCGGUCGCAUCGAUGGACGGCAUGCUCAACCCAACCUGGUUCGCCUCCCCUAGUUCCACCGGAAAUGUACUGCUGUCUGUAGUUGGAUCGCAGUUGACACACCUGGACGUCCAUGCCGACCUGUCAAACGCGGCAGGUAUGCAUGCGCUGCACGCGGUUUUGCAACACACACACUGCCUUCGUUUCCUAGUGGCGGCUCGCCUGCGAGACGACGGUGUUGUUGAACAGCACCAUGACUCUCCUACACUCAUUCUCCCUUCCCUGCUCGAGCUUCAUGUGGACUGUAGUGUCAUGCCCUUCCUCCCACGUUUCAUCGCCAACUACUGGACACUCCCGAGGCUCCAGCGGCUCACCGUCGGGAUCGGCGCCAAUCCCAUGGAUCCGAUGGAGACAGUCGAACGAUUCGGCGUCGGGCUCCGUUUCCUCCAAUUCUUCCCCAGCUCCGUGAAUGCAUCCUUCACUCCAGAGCAGCAGGACCGCCUCACCAGCACAUUAGAGUCGCGUUGCCCUCUUCUCGAACACCUCGUCCUCCCCGCCCUCAAACCUGCCGCCAUCGCCCAGCAUCCCAUCCGCUCCCCGUCGCUCAAGUGGCUCGACAUAUGGAUCGUCCACUCCACCGCGUUCUCGUACUACCCCCCUCUUUCGUGGAGGACCGGGCUCCGGCGUGUUGUGGUGUCCCCCACGGACAGCGCCGUGCCCGCGCUCGCCUCCGUCCGCCUCCUCGACGGCUCCGACGAGACGUACAGUUCGCAGCCGGCGUCCUCCGCGAAGGCGGGGUGGCCGAGGCGCUUCCACCCC